AUGGGAGGCAGUAGUAUCAACAAGGGCAGCAGUAGUAUCAACAAGGGCAGCAGUAGUAUCAGCAAGGGCAGCAGUAGUAUCAACAAGGGCAGCAGUAGUAUCAACAUGGGCAGCAGUAGUAUCAACAAGGGCAGCAGUAGUAUCAACAAGGGCAGCAGUAGUAUCAACAUGGGCAGCAGUAGUAUCAACAAGAGCAGCAGUAGUAUCAACAAGGGAAGCAGUAGUAUCAACAUGGGCAGCAGUAGUAUCAACAUGGGCAGCAGUAGUAUCAGCAUGGGCAGCAGUAGUAUCAACAUGGGCAGCAGUAGUAUCAACAAGGGCAGCAGUAGUAUCAACAAGGGCAGCAGUAGUAUCAACAUGGGCAGCAGUAGUAUCAACAUGGGCAGCAGUAGUAUCAACAAGGGCAGCAGUAGUAUCAACAAGGGCAGCAGUAGUAUCAACAUGGGCAGCAGUAGUAUCAACAUGGGCAGCAGUAGUAUCAACAUGGGCAGCAGUAGUAUCAGCAUGGGCAGCAGUAGUAUCAGCAUGGGCAGCAGUAGUAUCAGCAAGGGCAGCAGUAGUAGCAGCAUGGGCAGCAGUAGUAUCAGCAUGGGCAGCAGUAGUAUCAGCAAGGGCAGCAGUAGUAUCAGCAAGGGCAGCAGUAGUAGCAGCAUGGGCAGCAGUAGUAUCAGCAAGGGCAGCAGUAGUAGCAGCAUGGGCAGCAGUAGUAUCAGCAUGGGCAGCAGUAGUAGCAGCAGCAAGGACAGCAUUAUUGCUUUCCUUUAUAAUGUAGAGCUCUUCCCUAUAAUGUUGACCUGUCCUCUAUAA
Procambarus clarkii (red swamp crayfish) is the source of this 807-nucleotide messenger RNA. Its product is annotated as autotransporter adhesin BpaC-like. NCBI's taxonomy places the organism in Eukaryota, Metazoa, Arthropoda, Malacostraca, Decapoda, Cambaridae. The record is from RefSeq and is a predicted model, not a curated record.